This is a messenger RNA of Hyla sarda, 1290 nucleotides long. Its product is annotated as 3-beta-hydroxysteroid sulfotransferase-like. NCBI's taxonomy places the organism in Eukaryota, Metazoa, Chordata, Amphibia, Anura, Hylidae. Gene Ontology annotation, biological process: sulfation. Bases 138 to 1154 code for a protein of 338 amino acids. The record is from RefSeq and is a predicted model, not a curated record. Gene Ontology annotation, cellular component: cytoplasm. The transcript has 9 exons. Gene Ontology annotation, molecular function: sulfotransferase activity.
CCAGGUUAUGUUUGGGCUACUCCAGCUAUGUGUGAGACCUCAGUAAUGGUGUAGCAAGGAUUCCUCAGUACAUUCAGAUAGGAAUGGUCCACUGUCUUUGCAUCUUUAAAGUGGUUUCCACUUAAUUCUAUUUAGUAAUGAACAAAGGUUUCAUCGUAAGUGGAACAAACAGCUACACUGACCCAGCUGGAGGAAAAGAAGACAAUGAGGAAACACAGAAGACCUUAACUGAGGGCAAUAUUUUAGUAUACAGUGCAGAAGAGAACAAGAACAAAUCAGGUUUUAUCAUGAUUGGAUCCACCAGAAAAUACAUGCAGUAUGAGGAUAUAAGAGUACCUGAAGGUGUACACACAGUGGAAAGCUUAAACUACGCAUGGAAAGAAUUUGAAACACGUGAUGAUGAUGUUUUCAAUGUCACAUAUCCCAAAUCAGGUACCACAUGGCUGCAAGAGAUCCUUUCUCUUGUUUAUAGCAAUGGAGAUCCCACACCAGUAAAAACAACUUUAAGCUGGGAUCGUGUGCCAUGGAUUGAACAGCAUAGUGGACGACAACACCUUGAACACAAACCAUCUCCUCGACUUAUUACAACACAUCUUCCUUUUCAUCUGUUUCCACAAUCAUUCUCCAAGACCAAAGCCAAAGCUAUCUACACAAUACGGAAUCCUAAAGAUGUUUGUGUUUCCCUUUACCACUUCUCUAAGUUUGCACAAUUUAUGGAAUACAGAGAAGACUUUCAGGAUUUUGUGUCUUUGUUUCUUAGUAAAGACAUUAUCUUUGGUCGCUGGUUUGAACAUGUAAAAGGAUGGCUAACAAUAAAAGAUAACCCAAACUUACUUAUUCUGUCAUAUGAGGACAUGCUUAAGGAUUUAAAAAGCAAUGUUAUUAAAAUUAGCAAAUUCCUGGGAAAAGAGCUGGAUGAUGCUGCCAUCGAUUCUGUUGUAGAGCAUUCUAGUUUUCAUGCAAUGAAGGCCAACCCCAUGUCCAACUAUUCUGCAGUGCCCAAUGAUGUUUUUAACAAAGACCAGGGAAAUUUUCACAGAAAAGGUAUCGCUGGAGAUUAUAAGAAUCAUUUUACUCCUGCUCAAGAAGAGGAAUUUGAAAGGAUUUACAAAGAGUGUAUGGAAGACAUCAACAUUUCCCUUUUAAAAAAAUGAAGAAACUAUUCCUGGAAUUAAAAUAUUUUUACUUUCCUUAUAAAGAAACACAUAUGAAGAUAAAAUAGUCUAUAAAAUGAACAUGGGAGGAUGAGUAUUAUUUGUUUACAAUAAAAAGUAUGAAAUAAAUGUUCAA